GGGAGCAUGGCCGCCCUGGCCCGGCUUCAGGAGAGGCUGACGGAGCUGUGGGAGGAGUAUUACUGUAGAAACAGAUCUAUAGAUGAAGAAAGAACAAUCGAGUACAAAGCCGCUGUCAAAAUCCAGAGCUGCUUUCGAGGAUACAGAGUCCGAGCCUACCUAAGAUACCUGAACAAAAUGGCGAUUACUAUACAGAAGUGGUGGAGAGGUUAUCAAGGCAGAAGAUACUUCAGAAAUAUGGUGGAGACAGCAUAUUUUAUUAUGAAGAUGAAUUUCUACAAUGAAAUGGCUGUCAGGAUUCAGAAAUGGUGGCGAGGCUAUUAUGUUCGGAAAUAUGUCCAUAAUUAUUAUGCACUGAAGAAAUAUCUGGAAGCUGUUUCUUUGAAUAAUGAGAUUGUCAGAAAUCAACUCCAAGAGUACGCAGAAAUGAUGGAAAAUGAAGAGAAAAGGAAAGACCUAGAAAGGAAAGAAAAGGAAAAGAAGUACCAAGCCCGAAAGAUGCAUUACCUCCUUAGCACUGAGCAGAUUCCAGGCAUAUACAAUUCACCAUUGAGAAAAUCUCCAGAUCCAAUGGAACUGCUGCUACGGGAGUCAAAGCCAUUGGGACACAGAUUGCAGCAAAAGAAAAGUCCCUUUACCUAUGACCUCUAUGACUGGCCAACUUGUCGAAGGCCUCCAACUUUCUCCACGCUACAACCUCUGCCACCUAUUGGCAAACAGAAACCUCAGGGCCCUUUCCGUGAUCCUGCUGAAGUAUUUCAGCAGCGCCACAAGCCUUUGGAACCAACCUUGCGAGUGGCGACAUCAAUCGAUUCACUAGAGAAGGCCAGAGAGGAAAUGAAAUGGGAGGAAUGGAAAAAUCGUAUACAUGACAAUGAAUUUCUUCCAUUUUCUUCUUACAAUAAAAAUAAGAAGUAUGACCCAUCAAUUAUUAGGUCAAGUAAAUAUGGUCAAGAAGCUUAUGGAACUAAACAUUUCCGAGAAGUACAGCCAAAGAAGUGGGUAGUAAGCAAGGACUUUCAAACUGUGUCACCUGUGAUUGUUCUCUUCGAAAAGUUUGGAAAAACUUAUUCCAGAGCUGGGCAUAUAGUCUAG
Molecule: messenger RNA, 1095 nt
Organism: Calypte anna (Anna's hummingbird)
Lineage: Eukaryota; Metazoa; Chordata; Aves; Apodiformes; Trochilidae
Gene: SPATA17
Product: spermatogenesis associated 17
Exons: 10
Coding region: 7-1095 (362 amino acids)
Biological process (GO): establishment of meiotic spindle localization; spindle organization; mitotic cell cycle
Cellular component (GO): spindle pole
Molecular function (GO): protein binding
Source: RefSeq, a predicted model, not a curated record